UGAGAGUGAACAGUAGCGUGUCGCUAUGGCAUGCGCGCUGCGCCCUUGUGGUGGUGGCUCUCCGGUGUUCAGCGACGCAGGGGAGGCGAAGUGUUCGAUGAAAAGUUGCGUGAUGCCUGCUCGACACUCGGGGGCAAUAGGAGGGGUGCGUGCAUGUUCGAGAGAGGGAGAGUGGCGCUGGCAGGCCGGGGUCGGCGGGAGAGAUCGAGAGAUCAGGGUGCUGGCGGUGGGGAUGAACGGUACAUGUAUAAGGCGGUAUGCGAUGCGUUGCGAUAACGCAUGUUCUAUUCCUGGGAGGCUUGGCGGGUGGCGCGCGUUCGUAUGUUUCUGUAGAGGGCGCGUCGGCGACGGCAGCCCACCGAUGGGCGACAGCAUGGCGGCGAUGUUCGCGCACGCCUCGCCGCCGCCGAGCCAGCGGACGUUUGGUGGCUGCGGUGGCUGCUGCCGGCUGUGACAAUGUGGCUGCCCGGUGGCCGUUGCGUCACGGGCCACGGCUGUCACGGUGGAGCAGACCCUGCGCCGUUUCAGCUGACGUCCCCGCCACCAUGAGUGCGUUCAGAUUCAGAUUCCACCGCUCGACCACUCGGGCCCUGCCGAAGGCCAUCUAUCUUAGCAGCGCACCAACGGCGGCUGCUUGUAAGCAGGGUGCAUGCGCCGUGUCAGAGCAGACAGCGCGGAGGAGUCAGGACCUAGCGGGCGACGGAGGGGCGACGUCGCGGCCGGACGCGCGAGCGGUGUGCAGUGGAAGGCCAAGGCGGACAGCGCCUGUCGGCCGGUACCCGGUGCACACGGGCCACGCAGCCGGAAUGAUCUGUGGGCGUGAGCGAUGGCCGCCAAACAGAGGUGGGAGUGCACGAUGGAGCUCUGCAACCGGAGAACGCACCCUCUUUUCAGAGGUAGCCACCCUCGCCCACCUAAAAGCUAAUCGGCCUCGGGUCCUGUCCUCCCAUAUCCUACUCGCCCCGGCCCAGUGGGCUAGUCCCACUCGUCCGCCCUCCCGUCUGCCCUCUCUCCGUGCUCCGAUCCGCGUCGUCCGCCGUCCGCGACACGCCACGCCACGCACAAUGCUGGCCAACGUCACGUACUCUGACCAGCCCCACAUCGAUCCGUUCGUCCUCUACGCCCAGUCACUCCACGACUAUACCCUCCGUCUCUGGACCGAAUCGCGCCGUGUCGCAGAGGAAAAGGCCCGCGCUAGAGCAGCAGAGAUUGCAUUGGCCAGGAAGCGGGAAGAGGAGAGGCAGAGGCACAAGAAAGUGGGCACCCACCCCGCCGUACAGUCGGCCAACAACUCCGUAUAAGGGCCCUCCGCCUGGGGCCCUUCCGCUCUGGAGAGCGCGAUCCACCUACCUCAUCCCCAAUCGACUUGACCCUUGAUGACAACUUGUCGACGGUCGACACGCGCAUACCAUCAAACAACCACGACGCCCACUCGGUGUGAUACACACCGCCUCGCCUGCCGCCGAUGUCGGCCGCAGCGAACCUCAUACAC
Messenger RNA from Rhodofomes roseus, 1492 nucleotides. RefSeq lists its product as uncharacterized. NCBI's taxonomy places the organism in Eukaryota, Fungi, Basidiomycota, Agaricomycetes, Polyporales, Fomitopsidaceae. The coding region runs from base 258 to 1301 and encodes 347 amino acids. The transcript has a single exon. The record is from RefSeq and is a predicted model, not a curated record.